CUCUGGGAGAAGCAGGUGAAAGCCGCUCCGUGUCGCUGCUGCUGCCCUGCAAGUGAAACGCAAUCCCGCCGGGGAGGAAGACACUGGGAAAUGCAGGCAUCAACUUAAUUCACAAGACUGUUUGGAGACAGCGAGGACGCGGAGACCGACCGAGGUGGGAUUUGACGAAGAGGAGAGGCUUGAAAAAAAAAUAAAAAUAAAAAAAAAACUUCCUUGAAUUGGACGAGCUUCAGUGAGACUGAGCCCGACGACCCGGGGAAUCGAGUUUACUGUACCAAAGAAGUGCUCUCCUAUUUCAGCUGGGAGGACUUGUGUUCGGAGCUGGCACAUGAACUCUUCGGACCACUAAUCGUCUCCGGACUUUGAUCUGUGCCUUUUAAACACAGUUUUUUUUUUUUUCCUUUUUUUUAUUUCCUCCCCUUCACUCAACGUGCAGCCAAUAAAGCCUCCAGAUAAAAGCAGGAGUUGUUCCUGAAGUCCGCGGCAAUGGGGGAGCAGCCGAUUUACACCACCAGGGCCCACGUGUUCCAGAUCGACCCAACCACCAAGAAGAACUGGGUCCCCGCCAGCAAGCAGGCUGUCACCGUCUCCUAUUUUUAUGACAGCACACGCAACAGCUACCGCAUCAUCAGCGUGGAUGGGUCCAAGGUGAUCAUCAACAGUACAAUCACACCCAACAUGACGUUCACCAAGACGUCCCAGAAGUUUGGCCAGUGGGCCGACAGCAGGGCGAACACCGUGUUUGGGCUCGGCUUCGCUUCAGAGCAGCAGCUGACAAAGUUUGCUGAGAAGUUCCAGGAGGUAAAAGAAGCGGCCAAACUAGCAAGGGAUAAAUCUCAAGAGAAGGUGGAGACGCUGAGUAAUCACUCCGAGGAGUCCGGACGUGAGACACCUUCGAACAAUCAGCCGUCCAGCAUUAACGGCACAGACGACGAGAAAAUUUCUCAUGUGGGCCCAGAGGCGGCGGUGCUGAAAACGGAGAAUGAGCGUCUAAAGAGUGCAGUUGAACAGAGCAACACCAACGCCAAAAAGUGGGAAACAGAGCUUCAGACUUUAAGAGAGAAUAAUGCCCGGCUGGUGGACGCGCUGCAGGAGUCGUCGGCUAAUGUGGAGACCUGGAAGAAACAGCUCAGUACCUGCAAGGAGGAGAGUGACACACUCAGGCAAAAGAUUGCAGAGCUGGAAGCGCAGUGUAACGAAGCCAACCAGGAGAAGCAGAAAAACGCCCAGCUGGCCGUCCGGGUGCAGGAGCUGGAGGCGGAGCUGCAGGACAAAGAGCAGGAGUUGGAGAACCUGAGAAAGCAGGCGGAGAUAAUCCCUCAGCUCAUGGCGGAGUGUGAGACCAUCACUGCGAAGCUGCAGGCUGCAGAGUCGAAGAACACAGAUCUGGAGGGGAGGAUAGGGGGUCUCCAGCUGGACAUAGACGACAGUCGACAGAAGCAGGGCAGCAUGAAGAGCGAGCUGAAGAAGUUCAUGGAUAUCCUGGACGGGAAAAUAGACGAACUGCACGAGUUCAGACAGGGCCUCUCCAAGCUGGGUGUUGAUAACUGAGGGAAGAGUGUCAGAGAGCUGAAAGGGUCGGAGGUCAGGGACGACAGGAUUCACUUCAGUAUGUCUUCAGGGAAGAAACUAUGUGGCACCUAUUCCCCCAAGGUGAUGUCCACUCAGAAACUAUCAGCUUUGGCUUCUAAUAAACACUACCUUGUGAAAAAGAGAUGUUGUAAGGAGAGAGAGAGAGAGAGAGGAGGGGAAGAGAGAGAAAGACUGGCAGAAUAAAAGGAGGGGGGGGGGGGGGCGGCGUGCUCCACCUAAAGGUUCUGUUUUGUGUGCUGGCAUUGUGAAACUAAAUCGGAGUCACACUUUGAGCUUACUUGUCCGUUCCUGUGGGGGAAAACGGCUUUAAGAAGCUGGUGGUGGGUUCUUCGGAUUCUGUCCAUCUGUCUUUCUUUCUUCUACACGGGCAGUCGGAGCUUUCGGGGCGUUGAGGGACGUUAAAGGGCUGAAAUGAACAACGCGCAAAGACAAUGCUGUUCAGCAUCACUCAAGUAAUAAUUGGUGUUAACCCUUGUGGCCCCCCCACCCUUCACCCCCCCCCCCCCCCCCCCCCCCCCCCCCCCCCCCUCAGAGAAUUAGCGGUGAAGUCUUUCUGCUGACUGUCCUCGAUGUUGCCGCUUGUCUAUCUCAGGUGUGUUAGAAGACGGUGUGUACUCCUUAGAUUAUAUGCACAUUAUAUACAGAGAUCUAGAUAUACAGAUAUGAGAUAAAUGGUUGCGACACAAAGUGCCUCCAGGUGAGUCCAGAUCCGCCUGGCAAGGAGAACCGGCCAAGUGAUGACCAUCACCAUAAUAUCAACUCGUUUGAUUUGUGUGAGAAAACCUGAAAAGUCCAAAGUAAUGGAAAACAGGGGCAGACGUGUCCAUCCCCAGGGAGGAAAAUUUGGCAAAAACAGAGCAGGUGCUUGCCUAAAAAAAAAAACAACUCCUUGAAGGGGCUGCAGCAGGAACUUGUUAACUCUCAUUCUGGGUAUUUUUGGUAAACACUCCUUUUGAUUAUAUUUGCAUAAAGAAGGAAAAUCUCUUCUUUCAUGAGCUUUCCUCCAGGAACAAAGUGACAACGGAACCCCAUCUCGCCAUGAGUGUAGUGUAGUCUCUAAAGGACUUUGUGUGUGUGUGCAAUAGUAUUUCAUUUGUAGAACAAAAAAAAAUUAUGUCUCCAAGGCUGUUGAUGUGCUUCCUAAACACUAGUUUUUGUUAUGGUGGUGGUUAUUUUUGGGGAGAAGGGACUUGGUGCUGCUCGAUGGGUGAAUAAUGUGAAAGUGUACUUCACAGUUAGAUGGCAUGAUGGGCCUUUAGUUUCACCACAACCCCGUCACAUCCUUGGCUUUUGUUUUACAGUUUAUUUAUUUCUGGUGCCUCUCUUGAAAAUAACAUUUCUUAUAAAAUACAAUGUCAUCGAGCCCACUGUUGCCACAUAUGUACAAUGAUUUGGGAUACCAGCCGGGACUCGGAGGGUUUUAUAACUGAGGAUGUCAGGAUGCUGUGGAAGUCCACCUUUUGAAACAUUUGAAAUCAAAGACACAUGUUUGUGGUGACUUAUUUACUCUGUAACACUACAAGUCUAUGGUUUUUCAUUUGUUUUGAUUUUGUCAUGGGAUUGGAAUAUCUAAUGAAGGGAUUUUUUGCUUAUUGUUCUCUCUGUUCUGCCCUGUUUGUAAACUCGCCUGAAUCUGGAUAACGCAGCGUUAUGAUCCUUCCUUUUUGAACCAAUGCCUCUUGUGCACUUUUGUGAUUCCUGUUCAAUAUUGUACAAUAGAACUGACAAUUGGUAAAAUUUAGUUUAAUUACAA
Messenger RNA from Salarias fasciatus (jewelled blenny), 3346 nucleotides. It is a transcript of the gene homer2, whose product is annotated as homer scaffold protein 2. The record is from RefSeq and is a predicted model, not a curated record. Bases 487 to 1551 code for a protein of 354 amino acids. Gene Ontology annotation, biological process: G protein-coupled glutamate receptor signaling pathway. The transcript is spliced from 9 exons. Gene Ontology annotation, molecular function: G protein-coupled glutamate receptor binding. Lineage: Eukaryota; Metazoa; Chordata; Actinopteri; Blenniiformes; Blenniidae.